CGAGCUCCGUCAGUGGCCGGGCCAGCUUCUCCGGCUCAUCGGCCUCGGCGCUCAACGAACCCAGGAGUCCCCCCCUGCCCGCUGACCUGGGCUCCUCCUCCUCCUCCUCCUCCUCCAACUCCGCUGCCGUCGCCUCGAUAGCGACCAUUACCGGCAGUGGCAGCCACGCUCGCCUCUCCCUCGACUCCUCCGCUUCCGGCCCCGCCGACUACGGCUUGCCCGUCUCCAACCCGACCACCACCGAGCCCUACUACCCGGCCCCCUCCUCGCUCCACAGCAUGAAUCAGACGCAAUCGUACAUGGACGUCCAUGCCUCACAUCUGGCCUCCUCUCAACCCUAUGGUUCUCAGGGCGCCUCCACCGCCCUCGCCCAUUACCCCCCGUACCAUCAGCAACCUCCCAUCCUGCAGCCCACCUCUUCCUACGCCCCCGCCUCCUACUCCCAGUACGGCUAUGCCAAUGGCGUCGCCUCGCCCCAGUCCGUCUCCCAGCCCCCAGCCUCCAGUCUGAACGGCCAGGUCGCCGGCCAGCUUCUUCCAUUACCAGUGUCUAGCCAUGCCGUCGCUCCUCCCGGCUACGGCAACACCUCCGGAACCCCCAUGCAGGGCUACGUUUACGACACCACCGGUCAGAUGGCUCCCCCGGGGGCAAAGCCUCGCGUCACCGCCACAUUGUGGGAGGAUGAAGGCAGCUUGUGCUACCAGGUCGAAGCCAAAGGCGUUUGCGUCGCCCGUCGCGAGGAUAAUCAUAUGAUCAAUGGCACCAAGCUGUUGAACGUCGCCGGUAUGACCCGCGGUCGCCGCGAUGGCAUCCUCAAGAGCGAAAAGACCCGUCACGUCGUCAAGAUUGGUCCCAUGCAUCUCAAAGGCGUAUGGAUCCCCUUUGAGCGUGCCCUCGAGUUUGCAAACAAGGAGAAAAUCACCGAUCUGUUGUACCCCCUGUUUGUGCACAACAUCGGCGGUCUGCUGUAUCAUCCGACGAACCAGACACGCACCAACCUGGUCGUGCAGGAGUCCCAGCAACGGCGGCUGGAAGGCCCCCCUGCCGGAGCGCGCCCUAUACAGAACUCCCCCGCGGCGGCCACCCUCCACCAUCACUCCCUCCAGUCCUCCUCCGCCCCCUCGCAUCUCAGCCAGGCUCCGCCGCCCGCCGGCCCGCGCCCCGUUCUGGAUCGGGCACACACCUUCCCCACCCCGCCCGCCAGCGCAUCCAGUCUGAUGGGCGUCAACCCGGGCCCCUCGGGAUACGACUCGUGGAACAGCCAGGGCAUGAAUACGUCCGCCGUUCCCCACUCCCAACCGCUGUCCAUCGACACGGGUCUGAGUAACGCCCGCUCCCUGCCCACUACCCCAGCCACCACGCCUCCGGGCUCCAACAUCCAUGGCCUCCCCGCUUCCUACCAGAGUCAGUCCGGCUACGACACCGCCAAGUCCUACUACUCGGCCGCUCCCGGCCCGCACACCCAGUACGCCGUCUCGCAUGCGCCACUCCCGCCAUCGACCAUGACCGGCGGUUACGGACACUCUGUACCGGCCAUCGCGGGCUACAUGAAGAAUGACAUGGGUCCGCCGUCCUCCCAUGCAGCCCGUGGCGGCGGUCAACAUGACCCGGACGGAGCCGCUGACGCCUCCCAGACGAACGGCGCCUCUGGCGGUGCCGCCGGCAACGAGCAGCACCUCACCGAUCAGGAAUCGGAGUAUCUGCAUGAUGGAAAUGCAGCAGCGGCGGCGGCGGCGGCGGCGUAUAAUGUCAACCGCGGCUCCUAUACGUACACCACCAACCCAUCGGUCAGCUCCCUGACCGGGGGAGACCACGCGCCGCUCGGCGCCGCCGAUCUCACGGGUUCCCCCUCUCAGCAGAAUGGAUCGGGCCGCAUGACCCCGCGGACCAGUGGCGGCGCUCCCCAGUGGCCGUCCGGGUAUAACACUUCGCCUCGGCCGGGUGCUGUCGCUGCUGCUGCCGCCGCCGCGGUAGCCUCCAGCAGCCUCUACAAUGUCGUCAGUGACACGCGUGGGUCGGGGGCCGGUCCCUCUGCCGCAGACGGCUACUCGGUGGCAACUAACCCGGCCGCCAGUUACUCGUCGGCAAUGAACGGCUCACUAGCCGGAGGUUCGACCAAACGCCUCCGCGAAGAUGAUGACUCUGACCGUAUCGUCCGCCCCGAGAGCCGCGGGCCCGAGUUUGAGCACAAACGCCGCAAGACUCUCACGGAAACGCCUGUCGUUGGCGGUCCCGUCGGCGGUGGCGGCGCGCCGCUCGCCCUUCAGCCCAUGAAGACGGGUGGAGUCCUGUCUCGUCGUCGAUGAUCCCUGGAGAUGGUUUUUUUUUUCCCCCUUCCCCCACCACAUUCAGGCAAACAAAAAUCAUUCUCCCUCCCUCUCUCUCUCUCUCUCUCUCUCUCUCUCUUC
Molecule: messenger RNA, 2408 nt
Organism: Penicilliopsis zonata CBS 506.65
Lineage: Eukaryota; Fungi; Ascomycota; Eurotiomycetes; Eurotiales; Aspergillaceae
Exons: 5
Coding region: 279-2306 (675 amino acids)
Biological process (GO): positive regulation of transcription by RNA polymerase II
Cellular component (GO): nucleus
Molecular function (GO): sequence-specific DNA binding; DNA-binding transcription factor activity
Source: RefSeq, a predicted model, not a curated record